AUGGCCAUGAAUUACCGCGCCGGACAGUUCGACGGUGCGUACAACCCGCGCCGCCUCCGCAAUUGGGAGGUCCCCGAGCGGUGGCCUUCAAAGCGAGCCGCCUUCGGCAGAGAUCACCAUCAGCCGCGACCCAUAGCCAACGACAGGGGGCACCUGCUGCCGGGGGUCCCCAGAGGUCCACGAGGGCCCUGGGGCUGCUACCGGGGCACCUGGGAACUGCCGAGGCGCAUCACCAGGAAGCAAGGUCAGUACUGUGAGGCCGCCCUGUUCCUGUGGAAUUACUCUGUAGCGCUGUGCAGCCUCAGGUGCCGACUGCGGCCCCACCCUGUGGUUGCAGCUGAGGAGCUGUCGGUGGUGAACCCCCCGGUCCGCCCGCCACCCGUGGAGCCCAGCUCGUGGCAGAAGCGGUCCGCCUCCAGUGUACCGGUGCCGGAGAGGUCGCAGGCCGCGCAGGAGGCGAUAGACCGGGCGGCGGAAGCGGCGCCACAGCCUCAAGAGGACCAGCAGGAGGCGGGGCCGGUGAGUGCCGCUAAUCUGCCGCCAGGCACCUCACAACAACAGCGGCUCCCUAUUUCACUGUGA
Schistocerca nitens (vagrant locust) is the source of this 582-nucleotide messenger RNA. Its product is annotated as protein Flattop. Gene Ontology annotation, cellular component: ciliary basal body. Gene Ontology annotation, biological process: cilium organization. The transcript is spliced from 3 exons. Lineage: Eukaryota; Metazoa; Arthropoda; Insecta; Orthoptera; Acrididae. The record is from RefSeq and is a predicted model, not a curated record. Bases 1 to 582 code for a protein of 193 amino acids.